Molecule: messenger RNA, 2328 nt
Organism: Kwoniella botswanensis
Lineage: Eukaryota; Fungi; Basidiomycota; Tremellomycetes; Tremellales; Cryptococcaceae
Exons: 5
Coding region: 1-2328 (775 amino acids)
Biological process (GO): fungal-type cell wall polysaccharide metabolic process
Cellular component (GO): fungal-type cell wall
Source: RefSeq, a predicted model, not a curated record
AUGGAACCUAAUCCUUCCAUGCUGUCCACUCCAGCCGCGACCACGUGGUUCUGCUGGUUCUUCCCAGUAUUUUGCCCGGAUUCUUCGUACCAAUGGUCACCUAAUCCACCCGAGACUACGCUACAAGCAGCGGUUACCAGCCCCGGACCGAGUACAAUUGUCACUUCAAUUUCCAAGAGCUCAGCUGUCUCUUCCAUGGCGUCGUCUUCGGCUGCCGCUUCGACCUCAGUCAUUGGGUCGAUCUCGAGCUCAGCUGUUUCUUCCAAAGCCUCUCAGUCUACGCCAUCUUCGGCUGCCACUUUGAGCUCUUCCAGUGGGCCAAUCUCCAGCUCUGCCUCUUCAGUAAUCAUUUCGAGUUCUUCGUCCUCUACUUCCUCGGCUCUAUCAUCCUCUGUCAGUCCCUCCGCGUGGUCUUCUUUCGUUUCAGCUUCAGCCUCAGCCUCUCAGCUCUCCGCUUCAGUCUCGAUUGGUAUUGCUUCCUCAUCGAUCAGCUCAGGAUCGUCUUCCGCGUCCUGGGCGUUCUCGGCGUCCCGUCCCGUCCCGUCCGUCAGUAGUGUCCUCUCUACCGCUUUACCCUCUUUGUCUACUGGUUCCUUGAGCCGGCCACCCUCGAUCAGUCCCUCUGCAUCGUCUGCUCACAUGUCGGCUUCGGUCUCAGCCGAUCUCACCUCCGUUUCAGCGAAUCCGAGCUCGGCCCCGGCAUCCUCCAGCGCAUCUGAACACCACAUCUCGUCCUUCUCUGGUCCAUCCAUCAGUCGAUCCGCUUCAACUAGCAGCCAUUCCGGUGGCUCUAGCAGUCAACCCGCCUCAUCUAUUAGUCGAUCCGCGUCGUCUGUCAGUCAGUCUGGUUCAUCUAGCAGUCAAUCUGGUUCAUCUAUCAGUCGAUCCGCUUCAACUAGCAGCCAUUCCGGUGGCUCUAGCAGUCAACCCGCCUCAUCUAUUAGUCGAUCCGCGUCGUCUGUCAGUCAGUCUGGUUCAUCUAGCAGUCAAUCUGGUUCAUCUAUCAGUCGAUCCGCUUCAACUAGCAGCCAUUCCGGUGGCUCUAGCAGUCAAUCCGGUUCAGCUAGCAGUCAAUCUGGUUCAUCUAUCAGUCGAUCCGCUUCAGCUAGCAGUCAAUCCGGUUCAUCUAUCAGUCGAUCCGCUUCAUCUAGCAGUCAAUCUGCUUCUUCCAACAGUCAAUCCGCUUCAUCCAGCGGUAGUUCAGGUCCUUCCAGCAGUAUCUCAGCGUCAUUGUCGGCUAGCUCUGGCAUUCGGUCAUCUGCCUCCUCCUCAGCCAUUGGUACCUCGAUCACCAACCCUUCCAUCUCGGCAAGCUCCUGGAGACCAUCCGGAUCCGAGGCGUCAGUUGCUAGCUCUUCCGUAUCGUCAAGCAGCAGUGCUAGCUCCAAAGCAACUUUGCCUAGCUCUUCCAGAGCUGCGAUCAGCUCCUUGUCGAGCCUUUCCAGCUCCAGCGCUUCGAGCUCAUUCCAUUCUGCCUCUGCCUCUGCCUCUGCCACCGGUCAACCGUCGUCUUCCACAUCCUCGUUCAGUAUCUCUUACUCCAAGAGCCAAGCGAGCUCCGUAGCCAGUUCAUCUAUCUCAAGUGCCCUUCCAGCUACGAUCCCAACGACAAAGCCCGCCGCUGUCAAACAAGGCACCGGUCUGGGAGGCGGACAUCUCAGUGACGUUUAUAAAGCGGGAGGAAAGCUAAACUGGUACUAUACUUGGUGGUUCAGCCCUAGCUCAGGGCAAGAAGACUUGGAGUUCGUACCCAUGAUUCUGAACGCCAACGCAGAGUACGGUGUUGCAAGCGCUGAGCUCAAGUGGCGAAACGUUACUGCUGUCUUGUCCUUUAACGAGCCCGAUCAACCCGGCCAAGCUGACAUCGGCCCGGAAGCGGCUGCUGUGGCUCACCAACGCUGGACCUCCAAACUCAGGGGUCAAUAUCGGAUUGGCGCACCCGCUAUCGCCCAAGGGGCUAAAGAUUGGCUUCGAAGAUGGAUCGCAGCUUGUGAUGGCAAAUGCCAAUAUGAUUUUAUCCCCAUCCAUAUAUACGGUAAAAGCGGUCCAUCCGCUUUGAGUUAUGCCGAGUCUAUCAUCAGCGAAUUUCAAAAGCCAAUCUGGAUCACCGAAUUUGCUUGUCACGGAUGGGGCCAGCCCACUUGUACUCAGGAGGAAGUUAUCGCCUACAUGGACGGCACCAUUCCUCACUUCCGCACCAACCCCAUGGUCGAGCGAUGGGCAUGGUAUGGCGCCUGGAACUCGAGCUCAGACUCCACCGACGGUUAUGCCUUACAAUACAAAAAUGGCACUCUCAACGCCAAGGGAGAGCAUUACCUCUCGCUCUGA